UCAUUUGAUUUCUGAUUUGAGCAUGCAAUAAAGUUAAAAUUCUUAGAUUAAAGACUCCUCAACAUCUACAAUUAUAUUCCUUCUGAAAAAACAUCUACAAUUUUAACUCCUUACUCAUUUUUAUAUUUAAAAUUCUCCAUGAAAUCUUAGUUCGAGCUCUAUUACACUUUGUCCCACCUUUAGUAUACUGAGGUCACGCUGAGCUCCACCUUCAACAUCUCUAACUCAGCCGAGACAUUAAGGUCACGCUGAGCUCCACCUUUAACAUGUCCAGCUCAGUUGGGUCAUCCAGGUCACACUGAGCUCCACCCUAAACAUGCAAAACCUUAUAUAUAUAUAUAUAUAUAUUGCCCAACACACUACAUUUAGUUUUCUGAAAUUUCCAAGCUACCUCGUCAUGAUAAUGACAAAAUAUUCAAUUGGCUCAAUUCUCAUAUUUUUCUUUGUUAUGUUCAAUACAGGAGGGUGGAAUUCAAAAUUUGGUAUUGGAAACGUUAAUCCAAAUAGUUGGUGUAUAGCAAAACCUUCUGCAAGUCUAGAAGAGUUGAAUUACAACCUUAUACAUGCUUGUAUUACCCAUAGUUGCACAAUAAUUGAAAAAGGGGGAGAUUGUUAUGAACCAAACACAUUAUACAAUCAUGCCUCGUAUGUCAUGAAUAUGUUCUAUGCAAAUCAUGGAAAAGAUGAAUUCUUCUGUAAUAGGUUUUUCGGUUACUCUGCUCUCAUUGUUCUCACCGAUCCAAGUUAUGAAAAAUGCAAGUUUGAUUAGUGGAAGUGCUCUAGUUUAUAUAUAUAUAUAUAUAUAUAUAUAUAUAUAUAUAUAUAUAUAUAUAUAUAUAUAU
Messenger RNA from Trifolium pratense (red clover), 842 nucleotides. Its product is annotated as glucan endo-1,3-beta-D-glucosidase-like. The record is from RefSeq and is a predicted model, not a curated record. Bases 317 to 769 code for a protein of 150 amino acids. NCBI's taxonomy places the organism in Eukaryota, Viridiplantae, Streptophyta, Magnoliopsida, Fabales, Fabaceae. The transcript is spliced from 3 exons.